AUGCAUCCCUAUGCUGUAACCAUGCUCACUUACAUUAUACUGUCCACCAUCUUUCUGCUCACUGUGACUCUCAACCUGCUGGUCAUCAUCUCCAUCUCACACUUCAAGCAGCUCCACAGCCCCACCAACCACCUUGUCCUCUCUCUGGCUGUGUCUGAUUUCCUCGUGGGCCCCCUGAUGUUGUUUCAGCUUUUGCUUGUAAAUGGCUGUUGGUUCCUCAGUGACCUUGUGUGUUCUCUCUACAGUGUUACUGACUAUAUUAUUACCACUACCUCAAUAGGAACCAUGGUGCUCAUAUCCAUUGACCGCUAUGUGGCUAUUUGUGACCCUCUGCAUUACUCCACGAAAGUCACCCAGAAAAGAGUUCAAGUCUGUGUUUUGUUGUGUUGGAUGAGUUCUGCACUCUGUCACACCCUGCUGAUGAAGGAUAACCUGAUACACCCUGGCAGGUACAAAUCCUGCUCUGGAGAAUGUGUGGUUGUUAUUGAUUAUAUUGCUGGACGUAUUGAUAUGUUUUUGUCCUUUAUUACUCCCAUUACUGUUAUUCUAGUUCUGUAUAUGAGAGUGUUUGUGGUGGCUGUGUCUCAGGCUCGUGCCAUGAAUUCUCACAUUGCAGCUGUCACACUCCAGGGUUCAGUGAAAGUACUUGCUAAGAAAUCUGAAAUGAAAGCAGCCAGGACUCUUGGUGUUGUAAUCUUCAUGUUUGUAAUAUGUCUCUUCCCAUAUUUUUGUGUUACACUUACAAGUCAGGACACCCUAAUCAAUCAGUCGUCUUCUGCUUUUGUAAUAUGCUUGUUCUAUUUUAACUCCUGUCUAAAUCCUAUGGUCUAUGCCUUUUUUUACCCCUGGUUUAGAAAAUGUACUAAACAAAUUGUUACACUUAAGAUACUGAAGCCUGGCUCCUGUGAAGCCAAAAUACUGUAG
This is a messenger RNA of Monopterus albus (swamp eel), 924 nucleotides long. Its product is annotated as trace amine-associated receptor 4-like. Gene Ontology annotation, biological process: G protein-coupled receptor signaling pathway. Bases 1 to 924 code for a protein of 307 amino acids. The record is from RefSeq and is a predicted model, not a curated record. Gene Ontology annotation, cellular component: membrane. Gene Ontology annotation, molecular function: trace-amine receptor activity. The transcript has 2 exons. NCBI's taxonomy places the organism in Eukaryota, Metazoa, Chordata, Actinopteri, Synbranchiformes, Synbranchidae.